AUGACCGUAGAAACCAUCGUCUUGAACACCGGAGCUCAGCUUCCGCUCUUCGGACUCGGCACGUGGCAAGCCAAGGACGAGACCGAGUUGAGGGUGGCUCUGAGAGCCGCUCUCGAUGCGGGAUACAGGCUCAUCGGUCAGUUCAACAGCUCUUUCGAAAUUCUUUGAACCAAAACACUUUCAGACACUGCCUUCCUCUAUCAGAAUGAGCACAUCAUCGGAGAAGUGCUUCACGAGUACAUCUCCUCCGGAAAAGUAAAGCGUGAGGAUCUCUUCAUUACUUCGAAGCUUCCAUUCACGGCCCACGCUCCGGAAGACGUGCCAAAGUGUGUGGAGCACCAGCUGAAGGCCCUGCAACUCGACUACAUCGACCUCUAUCUGAUCCACUGCCCGUGCCCAUUCAAGCACCAGGACGGCAACUUCCUUCCGCUCGUGGAAGACGGAGGCUUCGUCAUCGACGGCACUUCGCACAUUGACACGUGGAGAGCACUCGAGAAGUUGUAUCACGAGAAGAAAUUAAGAGUACGCAGAAUGAAGAUGGGAAUCGAAAUAUCAUAAUAUCAUUACAGGCGAUCGGUGUGUCCAACUUCAGCCCGAAACAACUUCAGGCGCUCUACGAUGCUGCUGAAGUGAAGCCAGCCAACAAUCAGGUCGAGUGCCACAUCUACUGGCCGCAGACGGAGCUCCGUGAUCUCUGCAAGAAGCUCGGAGUGACCCUGACCGCGUACGCUCCUCUCGGCUCUCCAGGCAGAAAGGCUGCUCGUCCGGACGGCGUCUGGCCAGAGGGUGACCCGCUGCUCGAGCCCGUCGUACAACAACUGGCAGCCAAGUACCACAAAACGGCUGCGCAGGUUCUGAUCCGUCACCUGACUCAACAGGGAAUCUCUGCCAUUCCAAAGAGUGUCAACCCCGACAGAAUUGUCGAGAACAUUUCUACCUUUGACUUCAAGCUGAGCCCAGAAGACGUGCAGCUUCUGGACAACGUUCCGAGCAGAAUCCGUCUGUUCAUUUUCGAUUUGUUAGUUCUUCCAUCUUCGCAAUCCUCAUUCUUAUCAGCAUCUUUCAGCGCCGUCAACCAUCCGCUUUUCCCCCACGAUGACGUCGACACUUCUGCCGUCCCAAAGAUCGCCUUCAAGCUCCACUAG
Messenger RNA from Caenorhabditis sp. 36 PRJEB53466, 1145 nucleotides. NCBI's taxonomy places the organism in Eukaryota, Metazoa, Nematoda, Chromadorea, Rhabditida, Rhabditidae. The record is from the annotation of a GenBank genome assembly.